AUGGGCCAAAAAGCCUCAGUACCACAGCCAGGUGCCCAGAUCCAAGUCAUCGGCGCCGGGCUUCCGCGCACGGGAACCUCAUCCUUCAGCCAAGCGUUAGAAAUCCUCCUGAACGGACCGGUGUACCACUGCGGAACGCAAAUGUCGAUCGGCCCACCCACAGAGAUAAAAAGCUGGAUUCCUAUUCUGCAGAAAUGGCUCCAAAAAGAUGAUUCCGCAAGCCGGGCAACAAUGCUCUCCCUCCUGCGCCGCCGAUUGGCCGGCUACGUCGCCAUCACCGACUCCCCAGGCUCCGAGCUGGUCCCGGAACUCAUGGAGCUCUAUCCGGAUGCCAAGGUCAUCUGCACAACCCGCGACCCCGUCUUGUGGGAGACCAGUAUGCUCCACGUGCAGAGCUUGACGGGCGUUUGGUUUGCACGUGCGGUGCUGCUCCCGCUGGACGGGAUGAGACAUUUUAUUCCUUAUGGGACCUUGCUCGCGGCGCUGUGGGAGAGACUCUAUGGUGGUGUUGCUGGCCAGCAUGGCCGGGACACUUAUGCGAGUCAUGUUAAGUGGCUCAAGGAAGUUGUUCCGGAGGAUAGGUUGAUUUUCUUUGAUGUUAAGGAUGGGUGGGAGCCACUGUGUGAGGCUCUGGGAGUUGAGGCCCCGGUGGAUAUACCGUUUCCCCGCGUCAAUGAUUCCGAGGCCAUUGAGAGGUCGGUGCAGUAUCAUUUGCGGAGGGGCCUUGCGCGCUGGGCUUGCAUAUUUGCUGUGGUUGGUGUUGGGGCUGCGGCUUUUCGCAUGCGGAGGUGA
Molecule: messenger RNA, 792 nt
Organism: Penicillium paradoxum
Lineage: Eukaryota; Fungi; Ascomycota; Eurotiomycetes; Eurotiales; Aspergillaceae
Product: sulfotransferase family protein
Exons: 1
Coding region: 1-792 (263 amino acids)
Source: RefSeq, a predicted model, not a curated record